Molecule: messenger RNA, 3555 nt
Organism: Jatropha curcas
Lineage: Eukaryota; Viridiplantae; Streptophyta; Magnoliopsida; Malpighiales; Euphorbiaceae
Molecular function (GO): protein binding
Source: RefSeq, a predicted model, not a curated record
UGAGAGCAUAUUUUAUUAAAAAUUCCGCCUUUUCAUUCUUUAUUCCAUCUGUUCUUGUUUCUUGUCUUACUGAUUCUCUACAGCUUGAGCUGCUCUUUCCUUUUCUUUCAAUAUGGAACUAAGUUUUACAAGAAACUGUAUCGAAUCUUUCGAAAAAAGUAUCUGAUACUGUCUUCUGUAUCAUGCAACUUGAAAUGGGUACUGUUCAAGUUUCUCAUUUGAUGCUGAUUUUGGCAAUAUUUUUUGCUGCUGGUGCUAGUGGAUAUAAUUCAACAGACUCCUAUUGGCUUCUGAGAAUAAAAUCACAAUUGGUCGAUCCUUUUGGAGUUGUUGAAAGCUGGUCUGCAGAGGCUCAUAUGUGCAGCUGGAAUGGAGUUAUGUGUUCACAUGAUCAAACCCAUGUAGUGGGCUUGAACCUAUCUGGCUCAGGAUUAUCAGGUUCUAUUUCGCACGAGUUCUGGCAUGUUUCUUCGCUUCAAGUGCUUGAUUUGUCUUCAAAUGUUAUUACUGGUUUGAUUCCUUUGGAGCUUGGAAAGCUGCAAAACUUGAGGAUUUUGCUUCUGUAUUCCAAUUUUCUCUCUGGUAAGAUUCCUGAAGAAUUAUGCUCUUUGAAGAGAUUGCAAGUUCUUAGAAUAGGAGAUAAUAUGUUAUCAGGUGAAAUUACACCAAGCAUUGGCAACUUGAUUGAGUUGAGAGUUUUGGCUUUUGCUUUUUGCCAAUUUAAUGGAAGCAUUCCAGUUGAGAUUGGUAAUUUGAAGUAUCUUGUAUCUCUUGACCUGCAGAAUAACAGUCUUACUGGCCUAAUACCGGAAGAGAUUCAGAACUGCAAGGAGCUUCAAAAUUUUGCAGCAUCGAAUAACAGGCUUGAAGGAGAAAUCCCUGCAUCAAUUGGGAAGCUUAAAUCACUGCAAGUAUUGAAUUUAGCCAAUAACAGCCUUUCAGGAGCAAUUCCUGUCGAGUUAAGUCAUAUCUCCAGCUUGAAGUACUUAAAUCUGCUUGGAAAUAAAUUGACUGGUCAAAUUCCAUUGGAGCUAAACCAGUUGAUUCAACUUGAAAAGCUUGACUUAUCAAUAAACAAUCUCUCAGGAACCAUUAACCUCCUCUGUACCCAAUUAAAGAAUCUUGAAACUUUAGUUCUGUCUAAUAAUGAUCUAACAGGAACAAUUCCUAGUAACUUCUGCCUCCAGAACUCAAAUCUGCGACAACUUUUCCUGCAUCAAAACAUUCUUUCGGGCAAGUUUCCUUUAGAGCUAUUGAACUGCUCCUCUCUUCAACAAUUAGACCUCUCUGAUAACAACUUCCAAGGCGAGCUGCCAUCAAGCCUUGGCAAAUUGGACAACCUCACAGAUCUUAAGCUCAAUAAUAACAGUUUCAGUGGGAAGUUACCUCCUGAAAUUGGGAACAUGACUAACUUGGUGAAUCUUUACUUGUUUGAUAAUAUGAUCAUGGGAAGACUUCCAACAGAAAUUGGCAAGUUACAGAAGUUGAAUACUGUUUAUCUUUAUGAUAAUCUGAUGUCAGGGCAGAUACCAAUAGAAUUAACAAACUGCAGCAGCUUAACAGAAAUUGAUUUCUUUGGCAAUCACUUUACUGGGUCAAUUCCUCCAACUAUUGGGAAGCUUAAGAAUUUGAUUGUUCUUCAACUAAGACAGAAUGACUUGUCAGGUCCAAUCCCACCAAGCUUAGGCUACUGCAGGAGGCUUCAAAUAUUGGCCUUAGCAGAUAACAAGCUUUCUGGAACAUUGCCACCAACAUUCAGAUUUCUUUCACAACUUUAUAAAGUUACUCUUUACAACAAUUCCUUUGAAGGUCCUCUUCCUUCUUCUCUCUUUUUUCUUAAAAACCUAAAAAUUAUCAAUUUUUCUCACAAUAGGUUUCGUGGAAGCAUUUCUCCUCUCUUGGGUUCAAAUUCUUUGACUGCUUUAGAUUUAACCAACAAUAGUUUCUCUGGUGUUAUUCCAUCUAGACUAGCCAUGUCUAGAAAUCUAAGUCGUCUUCGUCUUGCAAACAACCAGCUCAUCGGUAACAUUCCUAAUGAGUUUGGCAAACUCGUGCAGCUCAGAUUUCUUGAUUUAUCAUUCAACAAUCUCACUGGAGACUUGGCGCCUCAGCUCUCGAACGGUGUAAAUCUUGAACACUUCCUACUUAGUAAUAACCAUCUGAAAGGCACUAUGCCUUCUUGGUUAGGUAAUUUACAACAACUUGGAGAGUUAGAUUUCUCAUCAAAUAACUUCCAUGGAGAAAUACCUGCACAACUUGGAAACUGCUCAAGGUUACUCAAGCUUUCCCUCCAUAGCAACAAUCUUUCAGGCAAGAUUCCGCAAGAAAUAGGAAACCUCAGUUCUCUAAAUGUUCUAAACCUACAAAGAAACAAUCUUUCCGGCUCUAUUCCUCGGAAUAUUCAAGAAUGUCAGAAACUCUUUGAGCUGAGACUAUCUGAAAAUUUCUUGACAGGUUCUAUACCACCUGAGAUAGGAAAGCUAACUGAGUUACAAGUUAUCUUGGAUUUAAGCAAGAACUCUCUCUCCGGCGAAAUUCCGUCUUUUCUUGGAAACCUUGUGAAGUUAGAAAGAUUGAAUCUUUCUUUCAAUCACCUUCAAGGAGAAGUGCCUUUUUCCCUAGCAAAGCUGACAAGUCUUCAUAUGCUAAACCUGUCAUAUAAUGAUCUUGAGGGACAGCUUCCAUCAACUUUUUCAGGAUUCCCACUUAUUUCUUUCAUGGGUAAUGACAAGCUAUGCGGCCCACCAUUAAUAUCAUGCUCGGAAUCAAGGGGCAAAGGGAAUAAAGGCCUCUCAAAUACCGCUGUUGUUGGGAUUGUAGCAGCCAUUGUGUUUACUUCGACAGUAAUUUGCUUGGUUAUGCUUUAUAUCAUGGUAAGAAUUUGGCGUAACUGGAGAAGAGUAACAAUAUCAAGCUCAGAUGGUGGAGGAAAUGAACAACAUAAAAUUAUAGAGGAAGCGAAAUGGAGUAAUGGCUAUGGCUAUGGAGAGGAGAAGAAAAGGAAUAUCGGUGAUCAUCAAUAUUGGAAAAUGAACUCUUCUAUGGCGCAAGAUAAUAAUAAUAAGCAGAUUUCUACAACUUGCAUUUUCCAUUUCAAAAUGGAUACAAAAUCUAUAGGAAAUACAUUCAUCUGAGAAGAUAGAUUCAGUCUUUAUUUCUUUUUUCUUUUUUUCUUUUUUAAAGGUUUUCUGUUUGUAUAUUUCCAUCCUUUGAUCUUUCUAGUUUCUACAGUUCUGUGUUACUGUAAUUUUAACAGUUCAAGUACAUAAGCGUUUUUUCUUGAAUAGGCUAAAGAAAUGUAUUGAAUUUGAAAGUCUCCUUGGUUAUGGAAACUUAAGCCUUUACCUGAGAAUUUAUGAGGAAAUAGGAAAGAAGGAAAAUAAUAAAUAUAUGGCACCUCAAGUUCAAGGUCCAAGGAGUUUAUCAGAGUCCGAGAUAUAAAGAUAGGUUUGCAUGUUCAUUUGCAAAAUCAAGAUUCCUCAUUUCUAUGGUUUUAGAUGUCAAAUUUGUUUAUUUAGAAUCAAAAUUCAAUUAAUUAUCGAUUCAAAUUUCAAA